Aspergillus aculeatinus CBS 121060 is the source of this 867-nucleotide messenger RNA. RefSeq names its product AIM24 family protein. The record is from RefSeq and is a predicted model, not a curated record. The coding region runs from base 1 to 867 and encodes 288 amino acids. The transcript has 3 exons. NCBI's taxonomy places the organism in Eukaryota, Fungi, Ascomycota, Eurotiomycetes, Eurotiales, Aspergillaceae.
AUGAGCGAGAAAGCCGUAUAUGAUGCGGAGAAUACGGGAGCAUACGGUGCUAACGCAGCCAUUCGAAGCUCUUCAGAUAGACCUCCGUCCGGCACAACACUUACAAGAGCCCACACGGACAUGUCACUUGGCAGCAAGCCAGGUCCUUUAGCAUCUGCUAACUUCAUAGGUGCCAUGUCUACCGACAUGGAUGACGUGGGCACCUUCAACGGCGGUAGCUAUAGGAUCAGUCACCGGGACACGAAUAGUCUCUUGACAAUUCAAUUGGCCGUCGGAUGUCCCCUACAGGCCAGACCCGGGAUUAUGAUCGCAAUGUCCCCCUCAAUCUCGCUUCGAGGCUCGCUCUCAUUCGGAUGGAUGAAGGCCCUCGCCGGCGGCCAGGUCGCGCGCUCAACAUACACAGGACCCGGCGAGCUUCUCCUCGCCCCCUCUGUGCUGGGUGAUGUCACCGCCCUCCGCCUGGACGGUACCCAGGAGUGGACGGUGGGACGAGAUGCCUUCCUCGCCUCCACCAGUGGCGUCAAGAGCGAAUACAAGACCCAGGGCAUCAUGAAGGGUGUCUUCUCCGGGGAAGGCUUCUUUGUUUACAAGUUCCAAGGCUCCGGCAUCCUCUGGAUGCAAAGCUUCGGCGCCAUUGUCAAGAAAGAGCUCGCCGAAGGUGAGAUCUAUUUCGUGAACAACGGCCACCUGGUAGCGUGGAACUGCCAAUAUAAGAUCGAGCGCGUCGCCUCCGGCGGCAUCAUCUCAAACUGGAGUGCCGGGGAGGGCUUGGCUUGUCGAUUCACUGGUCCAGGGUCUGUGUACAUGCAGACUCGUAAUGUGUCCUCCUUCCUUGCCCAUCUCAACGGAGGAAAAUCCACCAGCUGA